AUGGACAAUGACAUGAGGACAACGGCCACGUCCUCCUUUGAGGGCGAAAAGAAGCGGGAGCCGGGAGCCGUCUCCGUGUCUGACCACACGUCUACAACUGAUCUCCAACACCGCGACAACACAAACAAACCCGCCGAACUUGACACUGAGAAGAUCGAUCAUGACUCGACGAUCGACGGUGAUACAACAAUCUACCCGUCUGGAUUUAAGCUGGCCGUCAUCGUUCUCUCCCUCAUCCUUGCGAUUUUCCUCGCCUCCUUAGACAUGACAAUCGUCGCGACGGCCAUCCCCAAAAUCACGGAUGAAUUCAAAGGCCUCUCCGAUGUCUCAUGGUAUGGCUCCGCCUUCUUCCUCACGAACGGCGGCUUCCAAUCCUCCUGGGGCAAGGCCUACAAGUACUUCCCCCUCAAGUAUACCUUUCUCGCCGCCAUCUUCGUCUUCGAACUCGGAAGCCUCGUUUGCGGCGUCGCACCCACCUCCACCGCCUUGAUCAUCGGCCGCGCCAUCACCGGCAUCGGCGCCGCUGGCAUGGGAACUGGAGCUUACACCAUCAUCGCCUUCGUCGCCCCUCCGCGACAGAGGUCGAUGUACCUUGGAAUUGUCGGCGUUGCCUAUGGUAUCGCCUCAGCAGUAGGACCUCUGCUAGGAGGCGUCUUCGCCGACAAGGUUUCCUGGCGCUGGUGCUUCUACAUCAACCUACCCAUCGGUGGGCUGUCGGCGCUGAUGAUCUUCUUCUUCUUCCAAGCGCCGGAUGCCACAAAGCCAACGGUCGUGUCAUGGAGGGAGAGGCUUCUGCAAAUGGACCUGCUUGGUGUCGCCAUGAUCAUGGGCGCGCUUUUGUCAUAUGUCCUGGCCCUCCAGUACGCUGGUGUCAGUGCGGCAUGGAACAGCAGCCUCGUCGUCGGCCUGCUGGUCGGUUUCGUCUUGAUCCUGGUGGCCUUCGGCAUCUGGGAAUACUUCCAAGGCGAACGCGCCAUGAUCGUCCCUCGACUCUUCAUCCAGCGUCCUAUCGGAACAGCCUGUCUCUUCACGCUCUUCUUUAGCGGGUCGUGCUUCCUCGUCAUCUACUACCUCCCAAUCUACUUCCAGAGCGUCUUCAACGUUAGCCCUACCAUGUCGGGAGUCAACAAUCUCCCUCUCAUCAUCGCCAUUUCCAUCGCCAUGAUCUUGUCUGGCGCCUUCGUCAGUGCCACUGGUCUUGCUGCUCCCGUUAUGCUUGCGAGUGCUGCCAUUGCCAUGAUCGCAUCUGGGUUACUGUAUACCCUUGAUGUCGACACCAGCACGGGCAGGUGGGUCGGUUACCAGAUCCUCGGAGGCGUUGCCUGGGGUAUGGCAUGGCAGUUGCCCAUCAUUGUCGGCCAGGCUAGUGCUACCCCAAGCGACAUCUCCACGGUCACGGCAAUGAUUCUUUUCUUCAUGAACUUCGGCGGCACUACUUUCGUCUCCGCGGCUCAGGCAGCCUUCGUUAACACCAUUCUCAACACCAUCCCUUCAUCCGCUCCAGCAGUCGACCCUACCACGGUUGUCGACACGGGUGCCACGCAGAUUCGAGCGAUGUUCCCGGUCGAGCAGGUGUCUGGUAUCGUUUCAGCAUACAUGUCCGGCAUCAAAGUCGCUUUUGCUAUUUCCAUUGGCGCAACCGGUCUCGCCUGCAUCAUAAGUCUGUUUUGUCGAUGGAGGCGACUUAAUCCCGAUGCCGCGAAGGGCGGUGGUGCUGCAUAA
Colletotrichum spaethianum is the source of this 1722-nucleotide messenger RNA. RefSeq names its product putative efflux pump gsfJ. The record is from RefSeq and is a predicted model, not a curated record. The transcript has 3 exons. Lineage: Eukaryota; Fungi; Ascomycota; Sordariomycetes; Glomerellales; Glomerellaceae. Bases 1 to 1722 code for a protein of 573 amino acids. Gene Ontology annotation, molecular function: transmembrane transporter activity. Gene Ontology annotation, biological process: transmembrane transport.